Helianthus annuus (common sunflower) is the source of this 1253-nucleotide messenger RNA. RefSeq lists its product as uncharacterized. Gene Ontology annotation, molecular function: microtubule binding. Lineage: Eukaryota; Viridiplantae; Streptophyta; Magnoliopsida; Asterales; Asteraceae. The coding region runs from base 33 to 1253 and encodes 406 amino acids. The transcript is spliced from 10 exons. The record is from RefSeq and is a predicted model, not a curated record.
UCCAUCUCCUUCAAUACUUGAAUUACGCAACAAUGCCGAAUGUUCUUGGAGACCAUAAUCAACACUUUAUAGAUAUUUCUAAAGAAGAUGAUUACCUACUUUCGUUUCAUUCCCUUCAAGAUGUUCAAGUUUCAGAUAAUUGCGCAUCGAGAAGGCGAAGUUUGUUGCGUAAAAGCUUCGGUUGGGAUAGCGCGUUGAUCACUAGUGAAGGUCUGUUGAAUCAUGAGGAGUUGGUUAAGGUUAAUAAAGGUUUCAAGAAAUUAAAUCCUACAACUCAAAACGAUGCUAAAAUAUCUACGAAAAUUGCUGGCGCAUUCAAAAAGAUGGAUAUCUGCUCUCGAAACAAGGAUACGGUGACAAGUCAUGUAAAGCUAUUUUCAUCUAGACAGACUAACAACAAUUCAGCUGUCGGAAGAUCAGAUAACGGUGUUAAAGUUGUUAAUAAAACCAGAAAGGCAAAAGAUUCCAAGAUGUCGUCGACCUGUUUUACAUCUCCUACAGUUCAAAAAAUCGUUCAUCGUCCGUACGAAUCACCUUAUACUGCUAAACGAUCAACCAAAAUUGUCAGCUGUAACUCAUGCAAGAAGAUUAACGUAUGCUCUCAAAAUAAGAAACAAGACACAGUGACGAGGCUUCCGAAGCUCCAGACUAACAACAAUGCAACUGUUGUUAAAACAGAAAAGAAAACCGAAAAGGUACACGAUUCCAAGAGGUCUCCAUCGUGUGGUCUUCCUAAACUAACCUGUUUUACAUCUCCUACACUUCAAAAAACCGUUAAUCAUUCGUAUGAACCGUCUUCUAGUAAGAAUUUAUCUAUCCGAGGGAAAGUCAAUCCCAAAAACACGACAUUGGUCAACUCUCCUACCUCGGUCCUCCGUUUUCCUUUGUCGCCUUCUAGCACGUCUCUUGCUAGCUUUGACGAAGGAGAAUCUUUAUCUUCAAGUGGACCAAAAAGAAACAUAAAAUCCUCAGGUCUUUGUACGCCAUCACCAACGAUCGGAUUCUUUGAUUCGAUUUCUAAAGAUAAUGCACACGGGGACGUUCAAUCCGAGCCAAGAAGACAAAGUUUGUUGCGUAAAAGCUUAGCAUGGGAUAGUGCCUUCUUCACUAGUGCAGGAUUGUUGAAUCCAGAAGAGUUGUGUAUGUUAAAUGAAGGUUUCAAGAAAUCGAAACCUACAAGUCCAAAAGAUACUAAAAGAUCAAAAGCCGCAACAAAAAUUGGUGGCAACCAAUCAAAUAGUGUGUGUAAGUAG